UAAAUCUAGACCCUACAGAGUGAAUACAACAACAAUAUCCUCGCAGUCUAGUUGUUAUCACAUUUACCAGCUUUGUUUCAGCAUAUACCCGCUCUUGUUUUGUUACUGGCUCAGAUUUUCUGCAAUUAUCUUACUGCCCGACUUUAAUAUUUUCGUCUCUGGUUCAACAAAUGGGUUUGGCAGCGCCCCGCAAAAAAACCAAGAUCUCUCAUGAUCCCAAUAAUACCAAUUGGUCGCGGUCAACAAGUGGCUUCGGACAUAAAAUUCUCAGUUCCCAAGGAUGGACUCCGGGAAGUUUCUUAGGAGCUCGUAAUGCAGCGCAUGCCGAUAUGUUUACUGCUGCAAGUGCGUCACAUAUCAGAGUCAUUGUGAAGGACGAUACCCUAGGUCUCGGAGCACGUUCGAAACGUGAUCUUCUAGACGAACCUACUGGCCUUGAUGCUUUUAAGGGCUUACUUGGAAGGUUGAAUGGGAAAACGGAUGUCGAAUUACAAGCCGAUCAGAGGAAAAGAGACGAUGUGAAACUCGCUCGUUAUGCUGCUACCAAAUGGCAAGCUGUUAGGUUCAUUAGCGGUGGUCUCUUGGCGCAGGAAAAGGACGAAUCCAAAGAGACUGCCGAGUGCACACUAAAGUCAGGAGCAAAGAAUGCAAACCCUGUCGAUAACAAUUGUGCAGAUGACAAGACUUGCGCCACUGAUUUGUCUCAAGAUUCGAAGUCCAAAAACCGACGAGCUAAGGACGAUGAGAAAAGUGAGAAAGAGAAGGAGAGAAAAGACGGGAAAGAUAAAAAGGACAAGAAAGACAAGAAAGACAAGAAAGACAAGAAAGACAAAAUGGAUAAAAAGGAUAAAAAGGAUAAAAAGGACAAAAAGGACAAAAAGGACACGAAUGACAAAAAGGACACGAAUGACAAGAAUGACAAAAAGAGAAAGCGAGCAGAGCAACAAGAGGACUCUGACAACCCUGUCCCAGGCCCAUCACACGCAGUGAAGGAACAUCGUCCACCUGGAAGACAUAUGAUCCGAGGUCGACAUAUUGCGCAAAAGAGGAAGGCUUUGAUGGAUGAUAAGUCUUUAAACGAGAUUUUCAUGGUAAAAUCGUAAAUAUUUCUUGUUAUUCAACAUAUACCCCGAUCACCCUGAGCAUCAUUGCUUCUAUCAGUUUCAGCAUUUAAUAGAGCAUAACUUUCGAGGCAUCUAAGGCAGCGAUAUGUAGUGAGACUUCAA
Molecule: messenger RNA, 1226 nt
Organism: Aspergillus nidulans FGSC A4
Lineage: Eukaryota; Fungi; Ascomycota; Eurotiomycetes; Eurotiales; Aspergillaceae
Gene: pxr1
Product: telomerase inhibitor/ribosome biogenesis protein PXR1
Exons: 3
Coding region: 171-1103 (310 amino acids)
Biological process (GO): box C/D sno(s)RNA 3'-end processing; negative regulation of telomere maintenance via telomerase
Cellular component (GO): nucleolus; nucleoplasm
Molecular function (GO): telomerase inhibitor activity; enzyme activator activity; nucleic acid binding
Source: RefSeq, a predicted model, not a curated record